This is a messenger RNA of Daldinia childiae, 951 nucleotides long. RefSeq names its product putative NADPH-dependent methylglyoxal reductase GRP2. The transcript has 3 exons. Lineage: Eukaryota; Fungi; Ascomycota; Sordariomycetes; Xylariales; Hypoxylaceae. The coding region runs from base 1 to 951 and encodes 316 amino acids. The record is from RefSeq and is a predicted model, not a curated record. Gene Ontology annotation, molecular function: oxidoreductase activity, acting on the CH-OH group of donors, NAD or NADP as acceptor.
AUGACUCGUGUACUUCUCACCGGUGGAUCAGGCUUUAUCGCCGCUCAUAUUUUAGAGAGUCUGCUGGAGCAUGGCUACUCUGUUGUGACUACUGUUCGAUCAGCACAGAAAGGUCAACAAAUUCUUGACUCGCACAAGCAAUAUGGCAAAGAUAAACUCAACUACGUCGUCGUCGAAGAUAUCGAGAAGCCUGGAGCUUUCGAUUCGGCUGUAGUAUCGGACCCACCGUUCGACGCAGCUGUUCAUUGUGCCAGUCCAUAUCACUUCAACGCCAAAACACGUGAUGAGAUCCAUCAACUUAUCAGUACCGCUAUUAAUGGUACAACUGGUAUCCUUAAGGCCAUCAAGGCUCAUGCCCCCACAGUGAAGCGCGUGGUUAUCACUUCUUCGUACGCGGCUAUGGUCGACUACGGCAAGCCGUUGACACAUGUCUAUAGCGAAGUAGAUUGGAACCCAAUCACUGAAGAGCAGGCUUAUUCAAGUGCCCCAUUCGCUUAUCUGGCAAGCAAGACCUUUUCCGAGAAGGCAGCUUGGGAUUUCGUGAAGGAUGAAAAGCCUGGAUUUGACCUCACCACUAUCAACCCACCCAUGGUCUACGGCCCUGUCAUUCACGCGCUCUCCUCCCUUGACUCGAUUAACACUAGCAAUGCUCGAUUCACUUGGCUUUGGCACACGUCCGGAGCUUUGGAGAAACCAGAGGCAGCAGGCCAGCGCUUCCUAGUUACUGCAGGAAACUACAGCAAUGCCGAAGCCGCUCAGAUUAUAGGCGAAGAAUAUCCUGAGUAUAAGGAUAAGAUGCCAGUUGGCGAGGCCUUGAAGCCUGGCGAGAGGCCUGCUACGGGAGUGAAUGGGUACGACAACAGAAAGAGUAUUGAGGUUCUUGGCUUAAAGUAUAGGACAUUCAAGGAAUCCGUUGUUGGCGUUGUGGAUAGCAUCAAGGGACUGCUGUAA